Messenger RNA from Pieris brassicae (large cabbage white), 2640 nucleotides. It is a transcript of the gene trus, whose product is annotated as programmed cell death protein 2-like. The record is from RefSeq and is a predicted model, not a curated record. NCBI's taxonomy places the organism in Eukaryota, Metazoa, Arthropoda, Insecta, Lepidoptera, Pieridae. The transcript is spliced from 8 exons. Bases 112 to 1383 code for a protein of 423 amino acids. Gene Ontology annotation, cellular component: cytoplasm.
UGAUCUGAUCGUCUGCAAUCUGCAUCACUGCAGUACAAUACGAGAGAAGUCCUGUUCACUGUUGUUAUUGAUUUUUGCAAAUCUAUUUACAAAAUAAAUAAAUGAAUUAAAAUGGCAAAGAAACAGGAAAAGGUGUAUUUAGGAUAUGAAGAGGAAAUUAUUAAUGAUAAAAAUUUAACGCUUCUUAGUUAUACAGUUAAUAAAAUCGGAGGUUUACCCGACUGGCCCUUACCAGAGAAUUUUAAGAUUCCUUCCAAAUGUCCGAUAUGCAGUUUGCAUAGGCUUUUAGUUGUUCAAUGUUAUGCUCCACUUGAGAACUCUGAAUAUCAUCGAACCCUCUAUGUGUUUGCCUGUAUAAAUUCCAAUUGCUGGAACCAAUCAGAAAGCUGGAUUUGUCUUCGCGGCCAAAUAAAAGAUGACUCAAGUAAAACAAGUGCUGUUGUUGCCAUACCUAGUGUAGACACUAAUUUAAGCUGGUGUAAAGGCUCAGAUGAUUGGGAUGAAAAUGACAAUGGAGAUUCAGCUAAUGGCAAUGUAAUGAAUGUGGAUAAUAUUUCAAGCCCAAACAUUCACAGAAAUUCUGAUGAUGAUGAUGAAAGUAAUUCUUAUGACUUAGAAGCCGUUGAACAAGCAUUGGGAAACAUACACAUGUGUGAUGCUCAUAAUGCAAAUCUCUCUCCAUUGCAAGGAGCAGUAGGUGCUAUAGGUGUCCCUAUGCCAGCAGCAGAAUUGGAAGGUGGAGAUGAACCUGGCCUGGUCACAGUAGAAACCCCUACAGCCCCCACUAGCAAUAUUGAAGUGUUGUUACAUCAGACAGCUGAAUUACCUGCUGACUUACGAAGUCGACUCAUGUACGGCCCUCUACAAUUUGUCCCAAAAUAUAUCUAUGUAGAAGAAGAAUGGAAGAAGUCUUCUUAUAAUGAUGAGAAAAUCACUGAAUUACUCAACAAAUACACCAAAGAAUCAGAUUUAGAAGCAAAUGUUAAUGUAGAAAGAGGAAGCCUAGGAGGAGAAGAUGAAGUGUAUGAAGAAGCCACACCGCUUCACGGAGAUAGACUCUUUCAUUCCUUCUUAUCGCGAUUGCAAGAUAACCCGGGACAGAUACUUAGGUACAGUCGUGGCGAACCACCACUACUUGGAGCACCUAUAACAUUAGACAGCCCAUCUUGUCCAUUAAUUUGUGCCAGAUGUGGUGCCAAUCUAAUCUGUGAACUUCAACUAUUGCCAGGAUUUGCAGAAACGCUUCAAGUGAUUCCCGGAAACAUACGUCUAUCCCAUUUGCAUUUCUUAUCUGUGCUCAUUUUCACUUGCUCUCAAAGUUGCUGGCAAGCCAGUGAUAUAUAUGUUCCGGAAACUGUUAUAAUUCAACCGGAAGUUAUCUAAUUCUCUUGACAUUUGCAGUGACUUAAAAGUCAUAAUAAGAAAAUGGUUUGUAAUGUUUAUCUUUAAUUAAUAUAAACUUGUGUUCUGGAAAAUUGACCACAUGUGAAAGUAGUUUAAACUAUAUUUCACAGACAGUUUUAAAAUUUCAUUAGCUCUUAUAUUAAUGGUUACAAUAAUUAAUUUUUAUUUUUGGAAUUACAAGGUUUCAGAAUGUAGUUUUAGAUCCCAGGUCGUUUAGGCUAAUAUUUAUUAUUGUAUAAUGGUAACCUUGUAAUUACGUUCCUUGUCAAUGUCAUUUAAAAUAUUUUUGUCUUUAAAACUACUCUAAAAUAACGCACAUAAUAGUAGCUACAUGUAUUUUAUAAAUCAGUCUUAAAUGUUGUAUUGUUUUGUCUCUUUGUAUCCAAAUCUAUGACGAAAAGAGACUGCUGUAACUGUUAAAAUUCUAAUGUAGUUUUUUAAGAAUAACGUUGUUUUCAUUUAUGUUUGUUUUAUUAUAUGUCUAAUAUAUUUAUAUUGUUUUAAGGUAUUCAUAUAAUGUAUUCAGUAUAAACUCUAUAUUAACGAUACUGAAUAAUAAAGUGAGAGUGGGUGUAGUGCUAUGUAGAGUGUAUCAUUGUAUGAAAGAUAACCCAAACCAAUUAAAGCCAAUUUCGUGGCUUUAGCGAGAUCGUCGUUAAAUCGAGGGACGUUAUAUGGAGUUUACACUGUAUGUAAAUGGUUUGGUUAUCUAAAUAUAAUGAAAUAGACAUUUCUUCCUUUAAGAGCUUACCAGUUCAUUAAAUAACUAGUAAUAUCACAUUUUAAUUUUCAACUUUUAGAAAUGAAAAUUCGUCUGUAUCUGUGAUUAUAAACUUUGUUAUAAUUAGAUUAUAGGAUUUUUUCUCUAGUAUUUCCAGCUGCCUUUAGGGUGGGUACUGACGACAAUCUAAUAAAAACUUAAUAUAAAAGGUAAUUAUUACAAUUGACCUCUGAAACUACAAUCAGAUCACCAAUGUCCAUUUAAAGAAUAUUUAACAUAUUUUUUCCCAGUCAGUGAUUAAUACACUAUUAGUAACUCACAAGAGUUAUCGUGCCAAGCCUUAGUUUGUCGUCUGAACUAAUAGUGUAUUGCAUUUAUUAAUAAUUGUCCAUUCGAUACCUGCCAUAAGUAGAAACUACGUUCUAACUUAAUCUUUAGCUAUGUAAUGACAUGGAAAUAAUUGUGAUUUCAGUUUUGAGGGUAGUUUCAAAAUGCAUUGAUAGUUAGUGUAAGAA